UACAGAAACGUAGUGGUAGCCUCUAUUAGGAUGAAAUUAUUUCUGGAAAGCCUUCAAAUCAAGAUGCUGCUGUGUGUAAACAUUUUGAUACUGCUCGUCCGGGAGGUUGCUCUGUCAAGCAUCCUGACCACACCAUCAAGAGGAUGUCCAACCUGCGCAGGAAAGCCUAUGGAUUUGAACGUGGCCUCUCUGGCUCCUGGGGAGCCGUGCGGCGUCUACACUCUGCGAUGUGCCCCAGGUCUGCGGUGUGAACCUCCACAGGAUGAGCCGAAGCCCCUGCGUGCCCUGCUGGAGGGCAGAGGGGUCUGCAGCAAUGUCACCAGCACCACACCAACUCCACAGGUCUACCCUGCAGAACCGGCGCCAACUGAGGAGCCCAAUGAGGCUCCCUGUCGCAAACUUUUAAUGAAAGCCAUCAAAGGUCUUGAUGCCCAUUUAUUUAAGUCCCGUUAUGAAAUCUACAUACCCAACUGUGAUAAAAGUGGUUUCUACAAAAGGAAGCAGUGCUGGUCGUCUCUGGGGAAGCAGCGUGGAAAGUGUUGGUGUGUGGACGAGAACGGCCUCCCCGUCCCACCCAAGACUAAACAACAGGGCAACGUGAUUUGCUGAGGAACGGGAAGGACGUCACAGAUGAAGGAACAUCGGACUAAAACCUGAACUCGCCGUUUCAUACGUUACAUUUCUGUCAGAUGAAAGCACAUCUUCAUCUCCAAAGAGCUGCGUAGUGAUCAAACUUUGUCUCCUGACGCCCUCUGCUGAAUACACUCAGAUUGCGCUGAUUUGAUUCUUUCACUUUCAGCUGCAUUGCACAUUCAAUGGAGAUCGGACUGCAACUAAAAGUAAUCCAGCCAUUAUUGAGCACAGAAUGAAAGCAUUGCAUAUUUGAUGUACUAAAAACUGUGUAGCAAACCUUUAAACCUUUUAAAAACUGAUUCAGCCAAAAAACCUUAACACUUUUUAAAGCAAAUUAAAACUUCCAGAAAUCAGUGGCACAGCAUUCACAAGCUAGUAAUGAGAAAUUGCAAACUCUUUAACGACUGCAAAAGAGUAUUCAGGUUCUGUGACCUUUACAGAUUUUCAGUAUGCUCCUCCUUGCUAUCCUUCGAAACCACUCUGUUUUAAAAGUACCUGCUGCAUAUAAAACAUGUCGCCAUAUUUAUAUUACUGUAUAUACGUCUAUUUAUGUCAAAUUGUUCAUUAUGUUAGUGUUACAUAUAAAAGCAAACACUAGUACUCCUGUGAGGGAACUUAGGAACCUGAAUGUUUUUUAUUUAUAACAUCGGUGAUUUUUAAUAUUGAUUAUGAUGACUAA
Poeciliopsis prolifica (blackstripe livebearer) is the source of this 1312-nucleotide messenger RNA. RefSeq names its product insulin-like growth factor-binding protein 3. Lineage: Eukaryota; Metazoa; Chordata; Actinopteri; Cyprinodontiformes; Poeciliidae. Bases 31 to 609 code for a protein of 192 amino acids. Gene Ontology annotation, biological process: regulation of insulin-like growth factor receptor signaling pathway. Gene Ontology annotation, cellular component: extracellular region. The transcript has 4 exons. Gene Ontology annotation, molecular function: fibronectin binding; insulin-like growth factor I binding; insulin-like growth factor II binding. The record is from RefSeq and is a predicted model, not a curated record.